ACUUAGCGAGAGAAACCGAUUCCGCACACAGCGAACGCCAUGGCUGUGCUGCACCCGUUCUUCCGGCAGCACAGCGUGCCCCGCCUGGAGGCCGAAUGGCAGAGGCUGCCCGCGCACGUGCCCCAUGCGCCCGCGUCCUGGUGCCCGCCUGAGACCUUUCGGCGGCGCUGGACUCAGCCAGCGGUGCAGUGGGAUCUGCCCCCGAGCAGGGCGCAGCCGCGGCCCAGCCACCCAGUGGCCUGCGAUUUCCGACUUGGCCCGGACGGCACUUUUGGCCAUGGCCCGCUCGGGCCGGGGUUCGCACCCAGACGCAUUGAGCCCUUCCCAAGGCUUGAGGGCCCUGAGAGGCUUGAGAGGCCCGAGAGAGCCCGGGCCGUGUCGGAGGGGCCGCAGAGGUUUGUGGUGAGAGAGCUAGAGCCACAGCGAGUCAGAUCAGAGGUGACAGCAACCCUCGAUCUCUUGUCUGCCUGUGCUUUGAAGCCGCCCGCCGGGCAUGCGGCUGUGGCACAGGCACUGCUCGCGGUCUCCCAGCCGGAGCUGUGCAAGGCACCGGUCGAGGUCGCGCAGGAGACCCUGGAAGCGGCGCCGCCGACGCCUGGGCCAUCGCCCUGGUCUGGGUCCACAACGCCUUCUCCCAAGAAAUCUCCCAGCGACACCCGGAGCCUGCGGCUCUCUCCCUCUUCGAGUGCUGGGUUUCCUGGAUCUUUUGUGCUCAGAAGGAAAAGUGCAGAGGAGGACUCGAACAUGCGACCUAAGAUGGAGCAUUUUGCUGGUCACAGUGCCACACACGGCAGGAUGGCUCGGCUUCGGCCCCAGCAGCAGCAGGCAUGCAAGGUGGGGCGAGGACUCUCUGACCCCGGCACAAAUGCGGACGGGACAUCGCAGCCCACAUCACCUGACGUUUGUGACAAGCUGUCCCCCGUGCCGCACAGCCUGAGCCCACCUUUGUCAGCGCCAUUUUCUCCAGAUGACUUGGGCUUCGCACCUCGGGCUUGUAGAGCAGAUGCAGGGACUCAAACCGGGACCCCGCAGGGCAGGCAGCACCGGCAACACCAACUACUUGCCGGGACACCUCCGCAAAGUGCGCGGCAGAAACAGCCGCUGCGAACACUUCAAGACGAGUGGAACAUGCGGAACCUUCCUGCCUGCAUCAGUGCGCUGGCAGUGAAGGAGGAAGAACCUGAGCAACGGCACUGCCUUCGCAAGCUGGAAGUUCGCGUCGCGCCGUGCUGGCGAAACCAUCGAGGCCUGAAAGAAAGCGACACCAGCAGCCUGCAGGUGUCGUCCACCCAGUCACCCUCAUCUUUUUCCGCUGACGUUUUCAGCGGAGAUGGCGGGGACCAGGGCAACAAGCGACAUUCCCUGGCAGACUCGUUCUCCUCUUUGUCGUCGCCUCUGGAUCUUUCAAGCACCUGGAAGGAGUUGGAGACGAGCCCUCUUGCAGAAGAAGUCGGGAAGCUGCCCCUAGAAGAACUGCAAAAGCGCGCCGAGACCCUGACGCAGAAGCUGCAGCGGAGAGAGAGGCAGUGCUUGGCCCUGCGUGAAGCUUUGGAAAGCUGCAACAGCCAAUUUCGGCACGCCUUGGGAGGCUCUCCGACAAUGUUCUGUACAAAAGCCAGUGAGACGUGGGAUAGGUAGGUCUUAGGUGCCGGAAGGGGCUGGCGCCGACCUUUGGUUUUUUGGAUCAGCAUGAUCAGCAUAGGCUGACCGGGAUGCUUGGUCGUUACCUGGAAGAUGUCAAGGUGGGACAUCAAAAAUUCAGCGGGUCCCGUUUCUUCCGCACUUGUGCCGUGAAGCACUACAAAUUCAAAGCGGAAGUACGGCUAAUUCAGAGCCCAUGGGAAUUCGAUGCACAGCAACGUGCAAAA
Molecule: messenger RNA, 1868 nt
Organism: Effrenium voratum
Lineage: Eukaryota; Dinophyceae; Suessiales; Symbiodiniaceae
Source: the annotation of a GenBank genome assembly